AUGCUGCCCCCUACACAUAUAGAAGCAAAACCUGAAGAGGUGCUGCAGCCGCAGCGUGUUGCUGUUCUCAAUCAUAAAGAAGCAGUCAACGAUGUUGCUUGGUGCGAGAUAAACCCCAACAUACUGCAGGUGGUGGUGGUGGUGGGGGGGGUUUAUCUAAAGGUGUACCUGCUGCAGCAGCAGCAGCAGCAGCAUCAUCUGCAGCACCAGCAGCAACAAAAACAACAGCAGCAGCACCAGCAGCAGCAGCAGCAGCAGCAGCAGCAGCAGCAGGAGGUGGUGGUUUGUCUUCUGGUUUUGGGGGGGAGGCUGUGGCUGUGGUGCGGGCUCACCGGGGAGAUAUAUUGA
Eimeria mitis is the source of this 348-nucleotide messenger RNA. RefSeq names its product peroxisome biogenesis factor 7, putative. The record is from RefSeq and is a predicted model, not a curated record. Bases 1 to 348 code for a protein of 115 amino acids. NCBI's taxonomy places the organism in Eukaryota, Apicomplexa, Conoidasida, Eucoccidiorida, Eimeriidae. The transcript has 2 exons.